This is a messenger RNA of Miniopterus natalensis, 2059 nucleotides long. The record is from RefSeq and is a predicted model, not a curated record. Lineage: Eukaryota; Metazoa; Chordata; Mammalia; Chiroptera; Miniopteridae.
GUUUUCCUGGAGCCCCCAGCCUUGCCCUCACCACCCAGGCCCCAGGCCUGAACCCCAUUGCCUGGGAACCUCCUCUCCUCAGAUGGGGCUCCAGUGGUCCACCAGGUGGCCCUCUGCUGACUGACGGUACAGGUUGGGGGUCCUAAAGACGUGAGAGACCCUAGGGGAUGCACUCCCCACCCCCAUGGAUGUGGCAGCGCCCAGGGGUGGGGUGAUCAUUGUUUCUAGUAUCUGAAGGACUCUUAUGUGAGAGUCAUGAAUUCCUAGCAUUCCCUGUGCCAGGACAGGACGGGGAGAUGGGGGCAGGGGAGAGGGUACAAGCCCCACCUAGGGCAGUGGCCAGAGCAGUGAGAGGCAGGCAGAGCCAGGAGCCUGGACAGAAGGCAAGAUGGCAGCAGGUGCAACGGCUGGAGCCUGGGUGCUGGUCCUCAGUCUGUGGGGUGAGCCACUACCCCCACCUGUGGAAGGCACUUAGCCCCCUCCCCAGAUCUCCCCAGAACUUUCCUGCAAGCUGUCACUGCUCUUCCAGCUCCCGUGCCCACCCUGUGCUAGUUCUCUCAGCCCCGUCUCCCUCCGCCCCUCCACCUUGGUGCUGUCUCUCAGGGACAGUGGUAGGCGGUCAAAACCUCACAGCCCCAAUCGGGAAGCCACUGGUGCUGAACUGUAAGGGUGCUCCCAGGAAACCACCCCAGCAGCUGGAAUGGAAACUGAACACAGGCCGGACAGAAGCGUGGAAGGUCCUGUCUCCCCAGGGAGGCCCCUGGGACAGCGUGGCUCGAGUCCUCCCCAACGGCUCCCUCCUCCUACCGGCCGUGGGGAUCCAGGAUGAGGGGACUUUCCGGUGCCGGGCAAUUAGCCGGAAAGGAAAGGAGAUCAAGUCCAACUAUCAAGUCCGAGUCUACCAGACUCCUGGGAAGCCAGAAAUUAUUGAUCCUGCCUCUGAACUCAAGGCUGGUGUCCCCAAUAAGGUAGGGACAUGUGUGUCUGAGGGGGGCUACCCUGCAGGGACUCUUAGCUGGCGCUUAAAUGGGAAACCCCUGAUACCUGAUGGCAAAGGAGUGUCUGUGAAGGAAGAGACCAGGAGACACCCUGAGACAGGGCUUUUCACACUCCAGUCAGAGCUGAUGGUGACCCCAGCCCAGGGAGGAGCUCCCCACCCUACCUUCUCCUGCAGCUUUAGCCCUGGCCUUCCCCGGCGCCGAGCCCUGCACACAGCCCCAAUCCAGCUCAGUGUCUGGGGCGAGCACAGAGCCCCGGAGCCUGUGCCUCUAGAGGUCCAACUGGUGGUGGAGCCAGAAGGUGGAGCAGUAGCUCCUGGUGGUACUGUGACCCUGACCUGUGAGGCCUCCACCCAGCCCCCUCCUCAAAUCCACUGGAUCAAGGAUGGCACACCCCUGCCCCUUCCUCCCAGCCCAGUGCUGCUCCUCCCUGAGGUAGGGCCUCAGGAUCAAGGAACCUACAGCUGUGUGGCCACCCACCCUAGCCAUGGGACCCAGGAAAGCCGUGCUGUCAGCAUCAGCAUCAUCGAAACAGGCGAGGAGGGGCCAACUGCAGGCUCUGUGGGAGGGCCUGGGCUGGGAACUCUAGCCCUGGCCCUGGGGAUCCUGGGAGGCCUGGGGGCAGCCGCCCUGCUCAUUGGGGUCAUUGUGUGGCAAAGGCAGCGACGACGCAGAGGAGAGGAGAGGUAAGUGGAGAAAGCUAGAUACCUCAGACUUAGGGCUUCCGGGCAGCAAGGAGAGGUGUGGAGGAAAUGCUAGGACCCACGUGCACAAUUCUCCCCAAUCUUCCUCCCCAGGAAGGCCCCAGAAAACCAGGAGGAGGAAGAGGAAGAGCGUGCAGAGCUGAAUCAGUCGGAGGAGCCUGAGGCAGCCGAGAGAAGUGCAGGAGGGCCUUGAGGGGCCCACAGCCACCCCUACCCCUCAGCUCCCUUUUCUUUUCCCCACACUGUUUUGGCCCCAGACCAGUCCUCACUUGUAUAACCUCUACUCACCUCGCCAAACUUUCUUCCACAACCAGAGCCUCCCAUGAAUAAUGAUGAGUAAACACCUGACAUAUCUUG